CCAGCUCUCGAGCCCGCCCGCCCACCGCGCGCCACUCCACACCGGGAGCAGCGCGUGAGGAUGAUGCCAGCCAGAGAUAGAUGGAUUGGCGAGGGAGGAAAAAAACCUGCACAGUGACACAACUAGAGUAAAGAGGAGGCGGUUGUUGAGUGAGAGUAAAACUGAGAGAGUUACGGAACAAAGGACAAAUAAAGAGGAACAGGAAAUAGCCGGAGACCCGCUGCUGGCUGGUUCCCAUCUGCCCGCACCGAUGUCCGAGGCCCGCCCGGUGCCAGCUGAACACAGUCGACCGAGGCAGAGCACACAGGAACGGCAACUGGAGUGGAAAGCUUCGGGGAGCGGACACCGCUGGAGCUCUUGUCUGUGACUGAGACUCUAUGCAAGGACAUUGCAGCUCGUUGUUAUUACUAUUCGAGUGGAAGUGGCUGUGUCCUGUGAUAGAUCGGUGACCUGUUUUGCUGUCCAGAGUGCUUCCAGAAAAAAAUGUUCACAGUUCUAUGGAUUAUCCAGAGCAACAGGUGAUGGAUUCCCCCACAGAUCUUUUCGAUGAAUCUGCUCCCCAGAUACACGCAUUUGCUCCCACUCACGGCUCUACAGAUCUCCCUGGAGCUCAUCCUCAGCCAAGUGCAGGUCGCCCUCCUCCUGCCUUUAGACCCCCUGGCUUCCCCCUCAUUCACCACCUCCUCCAGCCGGGUGGAGCCCCCAGGAGGAUUGGUGGCCAACUCAACACAAACCUGAGCUCACACAGACAUGGACUGGAAGACAGAAAUUUGGAGGAAGACAGAGCAGAGAGGGAUGGGCAGGUGGAGCAAGGGAUGGAAGGGGAGGAAGGAGCGACGGAGGGGGAGGACAGCUUGUUGGGGGUUAAGAAGAGACACAGUGACGCCACUCUUGCAGCCGAGUGGGGUCAAGACGUCCUGAAGGUGAAGAGGAUGAAGCUGGAGAGCCGACCAAGAGAUGGAGAGGCAGAGGAGGGAGGCAGGAGGCGCGAAGGAGGGAGGGAGGGUAAGAGAAGAGAGAGGGAGGAGCUGAAAGAACAGCUGGAGGAGGCAAGAGAGAGACUGCAGGCCCUGCAGGAGAAAGUAUGGAGGGCCUUUGGGGAAAAGCACAUGGCAGAAGAGGAGAAGAAAAGGAGGCAUAGCAAUAGAGGAGGAGGAGAUGGAAGAGAAAAAGAUAUGGGGAUGAUGGAAGAGGUGGACAUUACAGAAGGGAUGUACGAUGAAGAGGACAUUGAGGGUGGAGAGAUGGAAAAGGAGACUUUCUCCCUUCUUUCUGUUUCCCCUUUUGACAACUUUCACAAACGGAGAGAAGAGAGGCAAAAAGACAGAGAAGGGAGGAUGGAGAGAGGAAGAGAAGGAGGCUUGCACCUGGAGGGCGUGAUGGAGGGAGCGGGGUUGUGGUUGGAUUGUGGAGGACUAGUAAGGGGAGAUUGGCACGGAGGAAUAGAAGACGAGGGCGAGGAAGGAGGGCAGAAGUUUGCCCAGGCGCUGAAGCUGGAGUUGGGCAGCGCAGUGGCACGAGUCAUUGAUCGAGUUCUCCGCCUUUACACCGAGAUGACAGAUUUCGCUCCUUCCUCUCCUCCUGCUGCCAUCUCUUUCCUCCCGUCUGACGCAGGAAACGACGGUGGGAGGGAGAGGGGAGUGUGGAUGGGACUGUUGAGAAGAGGGGAGGAAAAAACGAGAGGUAAGGAGGAAAAGACGGGAGCGCAGGAUGGAGAAAGAGAGAAGCAGCUCCAAAAAAUGAGCAACGGGAGUGCCGUGCCUCCUGGUCAGCCUCAUCGCACUGAAGCAUCAGAUAUGGCCAUGCCAUUGGCUGUUCAAAGGUCAUCUGACAUACGAAAAGCCCACCCGCUCCUUGGCCCACCUCUCUCUGCUCACCUUAAUCCCUCUCACCCCAACCUCUCCCUUCAUCACCCUUCUCUACCUCGCCCUCCUCCUCUUUCUCAUCCUCCCCUCUUGCCUCCAGCCUCCCAACCCAAGGACCCCUCCUCAUCCUUCCACCCAUCCUCAUCCUCCUCCUCUUCUUCCUCCUCUUCCUUCCCAGCGCCUCCCCCUCCUCCUCCUCCCCCUCCCCCUCUCCCUCUCCCACUUCUCCACUACUCCAUGCAGCAGCUCUUCUCUCGCUCUCUUCACCACCCUCAGCUCCCCCACCUCCCCCCGUCCCGCAAGGACUAUUUGAACUCCGACCCUUUCUUGGAGUUCUCGUCUCACCCCUCAUCUCACCCCUCUUUCCCACCGCUCCCCUUGCUCGGCCACCUGGACCCCUCCCUUGCGCGCCACGCUCACGGAGGCAGAGAGAGGGAGAGAGGGAUGAGGGGAGACGGAGGGAUGAGAGGAGGUGGAGGGAUGGACGGCGGGGAGCUCUACCUGACAGCUGGGGGAUGGCCUCAUGUAUACACCCAGGAGGGCUUGUCUCCCUGCCAUCUGAAGAAAGCCAAGCUCAUGUUCUUCUACGCACGCUAUCCCAGCUCCAAUACACUGAAGACUUACUUCCCUGAUGUCAAGUUUAACCGCUGUGUGACCUCCCAGAUGAUUAAAUGGUUCAGUAACUUCAGAGAGUUCUUCUACAUCCAGAUGGAGCGCUUUGCACGACAGGCUGUCCGCGAGGCCCUCACCCGGGAAGGUGCACCACGUCUGGGCAGAGAGAGUCAGCUGCGAGUGGGCCGAGACACAGAGCUUUACCGCAUACUGAACAUGCACUACAAUAAAAGUAACGUCUAUCAGGUCCCAGAGAGGUUCAUCGAGGUGUCCGAGGUGGCUCUGAGGGAGUUUUAUUCAGCCAUUUGGACUGGGAGAGACAGCGACCCCUGCUGGAAGAAAGGGAUCUAUAAGAUUAUCUGUAAGCUUGACAGUCCUGUUCCAGAUGCUUUCAGACUGCCUGGCUGUCCUGUCGGCUGACGAUCGAAACAUCAUCUACAUCUGGUACAUGUAUACUGCAUGCAUAAAAACACAAACUUACUGGAAGUAGUGAAUUUUUUUAAAGCGUUCACAAACUGUUCGUCACAACAAUUCCACACUGUGAGGACUGGUAUGAGGAAAUCCAUUUAAUUCUACAGUUCGGUUCAUUCAUUAUUCAUUCAUUUUAGGGGAAAAAAUCAUGUAAGAUAAUAAAAGGAUUUUGCUAGACACCAUGUGCAGGGAAACACACAUACAUGCUUACAUGGACAGAGACACAUAGGGGUCAGUAGUAGACUGACACACUCAGUGCUGCGAUAAGAGUCUUGUGACUGCACUUAUCGAGGAACGUGACCAUACCAUUGAAUUACAAUGGACAGAGCAGGAAUUCCCUUUCCAAACAUUCCUCACCAGUCAGUUGACUUGUGAAAUCACAGUGCUGCUGCACAGCUUUGAUAAAAACAUGUCAUGAAAAUAAGAGUUGCUGCAGCCAGAAGCUGGAAUUGACUGAAAUAUGCAGAUUUGCUGUGUGUGGUUUGUUACCAUGAGAUGGCUACUGUUUCAGAUUGUGUUAUUAAAAUUUGUGAGCAUCGUGCCCUGGCUACACAUUCACAUGGAAAUAUUAUAUGCAUUCCCUGGCAGCCCCUUGUAAAUUAUUGCAGUCCACAAAAAGAAAGCAUUCUUUGCAUCCCCUCAGUAAUCAAAUGUACUGCUGGCAGCUGUUUACCAAGCAUGGGCACUGCACAAAUAUAAGUUUCAAAUACUUUCAGACAAAGAGUCCACAACUUGAGUACAUACCAAAUUUCUACAGAUUAGGUGCCCUCAUUGUCUCUUUCACUGUGAGCAGAGAGCAGUGCUCCCACUCGGAGAAUUCCAGCUUCCUGGUAAACAAAAAGCAGUCAUUUUGCUGUGUAAUCAUUAGCAGUCUUGGACAAACAGCACCCUGCUAUCACACCCAAAUAUUUCACUGCUGCUCUCCCUCAGGGGUGUUCACAGUUUUACAUUAGAGACUUGUCACAACAUCAAAUAUGAUUGUUGUUUGCUAGAAAUGAACUGUUACUGUUGCCUUGUGCGUGGGCUUCUCUGAAGUACCUUUUUUGUUCAGCGCGCCCCACAGCUUUUUACAUUUUAGAUACUGAUUUUUUCCCCCUCCAUGGCUGUGAGGAUGCUUUCCUCGAUACAAGGUUGUCAUUUUCCUAUCCACUGGAGAAAUCAGGCUUGAAAUUCCUCUUGAAUUCUUGAAAUAAAACACAAGGACCAAACGUAAUUCAUGUUACAUAAUAUAUUACAACUGUUUGGUUAACUGCAAGAUUUUAAAAAAAUGACGUUGCCCUUGUUUUAGAGAACUUGUUUUCAGUCAGUGGAUUUAUUUUCUUUUUAUAGCCAUCUUUUUGCUUAUGUAUAUGAUGGCACAAUGUAAUCAAACUGUAAUUAAAAUUCUGCCAAGAGGGACAAUAUAUUGAAUUUAAAAUAGUAAAAAAUUAAUGUUUUGUUGUUUCCUUGAUGUACUCCUAUUGUUGAAAUAUUCACUUCUGUUUUUGUAUUCCUUUAAUGUGAUGCUAAACUAAAUAGGCCGGUUGCACAGUUAGUAUAUCUUGACAUUUGUUCCUCAAAGUUAUUGCGGAAACUUUGACUCUAUCUACUGUAUAUCAUGACUCUUUUAUCUAGAAGGAGCUUGGGUUUCUGUUCAUGAAAAUGUUGGUUGGCUGCUUCAGAUAAAGCCCUCCUCUGGCUCUGCGAGACCGAGCCCAUAUGUAAACUUUUUGUGACGUGUUUUCAAGUGCAUGUUUCCUAUCUUUGCAUUACAUUUUGUAUUGUAAUCUCUUAUGUUUCUCUCAUUGCUUUUAUUUGUCUCUCUUUUAUAUUGUAAAUAAUGUGCCUCAUUCGAACUUUGGUGAAUUUUGAUGUUUAAACUUAUCAGUGAAUUAAAGUGAUACCAGGC
Molecule: messenger RNA, 4836 nt
Organism: Dicentrarchus labrax (European seabass)
Lineage: Eukaryota; Metazoa; Chordata; Actinopteri; Moronidae
Gene: prox3
Product: prospero homeobox 3
Exons: 8
Coding region: 498-2897 (799 amino acids)
Biological process (GO): regulation of transcription by RNA polymerase II
Cellular component (GO): nucleus
Molecular function (GO): DNA-binding transcription factor activity, RNA polymerase II-specific; RNA polymerase II cis-regulatory region sequence-specific DNA binding
Source: RefSeq, a predicted model, not a curated record